UAGUUUGCGUCUUGUUAAACAACUGUUAUCUUCCUCAGGGUUUAAUUUUCAUAUUGCAUUGUCAUGAUUAACGAUCUUAACUUUUCUUCAAAAACAGUAUAAGGUGUCAGCUUGUUUAAUAUGUGAAGGAACUUUACAGGAAAAUAUUUAUAUAUACAUAAUUUAAUAGAAAGGUUAUUGUUGUGCAUUUCCUUAAAUUGUCACAUUAAAGAUAACUGUCCCUUUAGUUAAGUUUUAAGGAGAUAGAUGGAUAGGAUUUCCGUGAACCGGUUUUCAUUUCGUAGAAAAGGAAGUCAUAAGAAGGAUAAAGAUAAAGAAGAUAGUCAUGAGGAUAAAACUGAUGAAGUUGAACUACCAAAAAUUAAGUACAUAAGUCAGAAAGAGGCUCAGGAAAUAGAACAAGAAUUAUUCACGGAAUAUGCAUUUACAGUUGAUCAAGUUAUGGAGCUUUCGGGAUAUAGUUGUGCUGUUGCCAUAACAAAAUGUUUUCCAGUAGAAAAGAUGACAAAAGAUAGCCAUGCUGUCCUUGUCUGUUGUGGACCUGGAAAUAAUGGCGGUUGUGGACUUGUUUGUGCCAGACAUCUAAAAAUGUUUGGAUAUAAGCCAACAAUUUUCUAUCCAAAUAGACCGAACAAGCCUCUAUUUAACAGCCUGUUUAAACAAUGUGAAGCCUUGGACAUGCCUUUGUUAUCAUUUUUCCCGUCAGAAGCACACCUGAUUACUGAUUCGUACAAUUUUGUCGUGGAUGCAUUAUUUGGAUUCAAUUUUGAUGGUCCUGUACGAACGGACUUUGAGUCUGUGAUGGACACUUUGAAGAAAGUCGAAUCACCAAUUUGUAGUAUAGAUGUACCAUCUGGAUGGGAUAUAGAGUCCGGUGAUGAAAAUGGUUUGAAACCAGAAAUGAUUUUUUCUCUUAUCGCUCCCAAAAACUGUGCAAAAUUUUUCAAAGGCAAACAUCACUUUCUUGGAGGACGUAUUGUACCAAAAACACUUGAAGAAAAAUAUGAGUUAAAUUUACCGGUGUACCCGCGUACAGAUUAUAUUAUUGAACUUAAAGUGGAUAAUGAGGAAACUGAGAACCAAGAGAAUAGUGAUAACAGAAGUGAUAAUUAGGAAAUGGUUUUAGAUACAGACUUUACAUUUAAUAUUUUAAUAUGUUUUUUUUAAAUAUUUUUUGAUAUUGCUAUUUAUUUCUGACAGUGCCAUCAAACUCUUAAAUUGGUUUUCAUGUAUUCUCUUGUAAUUAUUAAUUCAAAAAUGAACCCCACACUGGUUUCACACAAUAUAUUCACAACAUUUAAACGAUUUGAUAGGACUCUUUUAAUGUGGUACAUAUAUUAAACAUUAUUAAGUAUGUUAUUUUAUGAUAAACCGUUUUAGAAUCAUUCAUAUAAGAAUCAUAAUAGCAGGUUAGUAUGGUCUUAAACGACACAAUAUGGAAAUCUGAUAAAAGACAUAUGACCUGUUGAAAUAUUUAACAUAUACUUUACAAUUUCGUUUCUUUUUGCUCUAUAUUAACGGAUAAAGAUAUGUUAUGCUAUUAUCUAACUAAACUUUAUAUAUUUAUGAAAUACAUCGUUUUAACAAGCUUUAACGAUGUUUCGUUUAUUUACAUGUAUUAAAUAUUAAAGGUCUGUAUGGCCAUGACGAUGCAUCUUUGUUUCUCCUCUCAUCUCUGAAAAUAAUAUACUAGUACCAGUAUAGAAGCUUACAUGUACCUGUUUCAGUUGUCUGCAUAAA
Messenger RNA from Ruditapes philippinarum (Manila clam), 1740 nucleotides. Its product is annotated as NAD(P)H-hydrate epimerase-like. The transcript is spliced from 6 exons. The record is from RefSeq and is a predicted model, not a curated record. The coding region runs from base 247 to 1113 and encodes 288 amino acids. Gene Ontology annotation, cellular component: mitochondrion. NCBI's taxonomy places the organism in Eukaryota, Metazoa, Mollusca, Bivalvia, Venerida, Veneridae. Gene Ontology annotation, molecular function: NAD(P)HX epimerase activity.